UUCACUCGAGCAGCCUUCCCUUCAGCGAAGACUCUCUGCGUCGAAGCUCACCUGCGAGAAGCUUCCCUGUGCGGAGAGCGUGUCAAGCCUGAAGAAGGACAAUGAAUUUCCUCGACGAUUUUAUGCCUUUGGCUCACCCACGGACGAGGAAAUAUCCGACAUAAGAGUACAUGUCAAAGAAGAGCUCAACAGUAAUGUCACCAAAGAGACCUGUCUGGAUAUCAAGGAGGAACCAUUUGGUUAUGCAUAUGACGCGAAGGAUGAAAUGAGCGACGUGAAAGUGAAACAAGAAAACCUUUUCUUUCAUAAUCUUCAUGGCCAGAGGCAUGGUGCAAAUGCAAAGGACUCGUGUGUUUUUGUUCAGGAUUCUCAGAACUUUUUAAGAAAAAAUAUUCCAGUGAUACACAUGAGAGUACAAACAAAUGAGAAGCCAUACAUCUGUGAUAUUUGCAGCAAGGCCUUCUCUCGGAAAUAUGAUCUUGGCAAGCAUAUCAGAGUACAUACAAAGGAGAAGCCAUACGUUUGUGAGAUUUGCAACAGGGCCUUUUCAGAAAAAGGGUAUUUAGAGAAACACAUGAGAGUGCAUACAGGGGAGAAACCAUACACCUGUGAAAUUUGCAAAAAGGCCUUCUCAGAAAAAAGUAGUCUAGUGAAACACAUGAGAGUGCAUACAGGGGAGAAAUCAUACGUCUGUGAUAUUUGCAAAAAGGCCUUCUCAGAAAAAAAGUAGUCUAGUGAAACACAUGAGAGUGCAUACAGGGGAGAAAUCAUACGUCUGUGAUAUUUGCAAAAAGGCCUUCUCAGAAAAAGGGAGUCUAGUGAA
Messenger RNA from Penaeus vannamei (Pacific white shrimp), 823 nucleotides. NCBI's taxonomy places the organism in Eukaryota, Metazoa, Arthropoda, Malacostraca, Decapoda, Penaeidae. The record is from RefSeq and is a predicted model, not a curated record.